AUGCCAUAUGUUGAUAAAACAGAAGAGUUUUUUAAAAUCAUUGAAAGAUUAAGUAAUGAUAAUAUAAAUAUAAGAAAAAAUCGAAGCACAGUUCAAGACACGCAAGUAGGUGAGCUUGCUUCGAAAAUUACAGACUCAUUGCAAACAGGAUAUCAGAAGUUACAACAGCUAGAAAGAUGUGUGAAACAAAAAGGUAUUUUUAACGACAAAACGUCAGAAAUAGAAGAACUGACUUAUGAAGUAAAACAAACAAUUACAGAUGUAACGAAUGAUUUAGAUUCAUUAGUUCAAUAUGCUUAUAAUCUAAAUAUUAGUAACCCUCAAAGUAAAACUCAUAUUGAUAAUAUUAUAUCAUCCUUAAAAAAUCGUCUUUUCGAUUUUACAAAAAAAUUUAAGGAUGUCUUACAAAUCAGGAGUGAGCAUAUAAAAAAACAAGUGAAUAGGAGGAAAAUGUAUGCCUAUACAUCUAACGAAGCAACGUUUAAUAAUGAUAAUUAUAAAUUUACUCCACUUGGAGAUAUAGAUAUUGAAAGUGGUCAGCAACAAGUUUUAAAACAGCCAUAUAAAUAUUCAUAUAUACAUUCAAGAGCUGAUGCAAUGGAAAAUAUACAAAAAGUAAUUGGAGAUUUAGCUCAAAUGUUUCAGAAGGUUGCUACUAUGGUAACACACCAAGAUGAAAUGAUAAAACGUAUUGACGAAGAUAUAGAUAUAUCCUUAGAAAAUACGAGAGAAGGACAAAAUUAUCUUUUAACUUAUUUUAAUAGAUUAACAUCUACAAGAACUUUAAUAUUACAGAUUUUUGCUUGUAUAUUCAUUCUGAUAGUAUUUUUUGUCAUUUUUUCAUAG
This is a messenger RNA of Plasmodium adleri (nom. inval.), 846 nucleotides long. Its product is annotated as syntaxin, Qa-SNARE family. Gene Ontology annotation, biological process: intracellular protein transport; endoplasmic reticulum to Golgi vesicle-mediated transport; vesicle fusion. The transcript has 5 exons. Lineage: Eukaryota; Apicomplexa; Aconoidasida; Haemosporida; Plasmodiidae. The record is from RefSeq and is a predicted model, not a curated record. Gene Ontology annotation, cellular component: SNARE complex; endomembrane system; Golgi membrane. Gene Ontology annotation, molecular function: SNAP receptor activity; SNARE binding. The coding region runs from base 1 to 846 and encodes 281 amino acids.